Messenger RNA from Daphnia pulex (common water flea), 2544 nucleotides. RefSeq names its product endoplasmic reticulum mannosyl-oligosaccharide 1,2-alpha-mannosidase-like (gene alpha-Man-Ib). Gene Ontology annotation, molecular function: mannosyl-oligosaccharide 1,2-alpha-mannosidase activity; calcium ion binding. The transcript has 7 exons. The record is from RefSeq and is a predicted model, not a curated record. Gene Ontology annotation, biological process: N-glycan processing; carbohydrate metabolic process. Gene Ontology annotation, cellular component: endoplasmic reticulum; membrane. The coding region runs from base 288 to 2201 and encodes 637 amino acids. Lineage: Eukaryota; Metazoa; Arthropoda; Branchiopoda; Diplostraca; Daphniidae.
GCCGCUGUGGCCUAUGACGUCGAAUUCUUACAGACAGCAAAAUAUGCUGGUCAAGGUAUUAAUGAGAUUGUUAGCACAAGUCCUAAAAGUUUUCCGUGUUUUAAUGAAGUUUUACUGAAGUUUACCGUUAUCUGUUUUGAAACGAUGUAAAUAAGUGGCGAUAUUAUCGAUGCAGACGUCGAAAUCCUCCGACACAAAAAUUUAGGAUCCAUAGUUAGUUAGAGCAGGUUUUUCAUUUGUAAUUUUGUGGCUGGAAGAACCAGAGAAAAUUAUUCACUGGUAAUUCAAUGGGGACACCUAUUCAUGAACGAGGAUACACAUCUGUCCUCGUACCUUAUGUUCUUCAGUAUCCAGCCAACACUUUGUGGGGAGAAAAUACCCAAAGAAAACGUUUAUGGCGUAGGUGGAAUCAGCUAUCCAGAUUUCAGCGCAACACUUGUCUACUCUUCAUGGCUCUGCUAAUCACUUUGUCCAUACUAUUUGUGUUGCCUAACCUUCCAUCAAGUGGAGGUUUGCCAGCCCCAUCUAAAAACGAAGCAGCAGCAGGUCUGGAUACAGUGCAAGGAAUAAAACCAAGUUUAGAUUAUGAACGAGAACCUGAAGGUCCUCCAAAACCCAUCACUCAAUCAAGACCUAUCCAAGAAAAUUUCAGACCACUUACCAAAGAAGAGGAAGAUCAUCACGCUGGCAAGAAUGAAGACAAGUCUGUGAACCUACCCAGGAAUGGAUUUGAUCCACUCAACACGAACAACAAGAAAAUUAUUUUUACUGGACCCACCAACGACCGUCAAAGAGCAGUUGUGGAAGCUUUUAGUCACGCUUGGAAGGGUUACAAAACCUAUGCAUGGGGCCACGACCACUUGAAGCCGAUUAGCCAGACUUACAACGAUUGGUUUCAUCUUGGAUUAACAAUCAUAGACUCUCUAGAUACCAUGUACAUAAUGGGUCUAACUGACGGUUUGUCCCCAAACACAUUUCAAUUUCAUAAGUUUUUAUUUCAUUUCUUAUCUUUCCAAAUGUUUGAGAUAGAAUUCAACGAAGCCCGAAGUUGGGUCAAAGACUCUUUGCAAUUCAAUGGAAAUCGAGAUAUUAAUUUAUUUGAAACCACUAUUCGAGUACUGGGCGGAUUGCUCAGCACGUAUCAUUUAUCUGGUGAUAAAAUGUUUCUAGACAAAGCGCUGGAACUGGGUUUGCUUCUUUUGCCGAGCUUUAAAACGUCUUCGGGAGUGCCAUAUUCCGAUGUUAACCUUGGCACGAAGAAGGCUCACCCUCCCAAGUGGAACGCCGACUCGACCACUUCGGAGGUGACGACCAUUCAACUUGAAUUUCGCGAUCUCAGCCGCUCGACUGGUGAUCCCACCUUCGAAGAGCUGUCGUUUAGAGUGUCAAAGUUUAUCCACAAGUUGCCAAAAACGGAAGGGUUGGUUCCCAUUUUUAUCAAUCCGAACACGGGCCAAUUCCGCAAGUCGACCAUAACGCUGGGAGCUCGCGGAGAUUCGUAUUACGAGUACCUACUGAAGCAGUGGAUUCAGACGGGCAGGACCAUCGAUUUUUUACGAGAUGACUACAACGCAUCCAUCAGUGGCGUCAAGAACCUCCUGGUUCGUCAUUCCAAGCCGAACAAUUUACUUUUCGUCGGAGAGCUUAUCAACGGGAAUGACUUUAAAGCCAAAAUGGACCAUUUGUUGUGUUUCCUUCCGGGCACGCUGGCCCUUGGCGUUCACUACGGCAUGCCAAAAGAACAUUUGCGCCUGGCGGAGGACCUCCUCUACACUUGCUACCAGACUUACGCAGCUCAGCCCACUCAUCUAGCGCCCGAAAUCACUUAUUUCAACGAAGAUGAAAGUGAUAACGACAUGAUCGUCAAACCGGCCGAUUCGCACAAUCUUUUGCGACCGGAAACGGUGGAGAGCCUGUGGUACAUGUACCACUUGACGGGCAAUACCACCUACCAAGACUGGGGCUGGAAAAUUUUCCAGGCAUUUGAAAAGUUUGCUCGGGUGGAAAACGGUUACAGCUCACUGGGCAACGUCAGGAGCGUGUCUGAGAUUAAAUUGCGAGACAUGAUGGAAUCGUUCUUCCUGGGCGAGACGCUGAAAUACUUUUACCUGCUCUUUAGCGACGACCAGAAGACGCUCAGCGUCGACCGCUACGUUCUCAAUUCGGAAGCUCAUUUCUUCCCCAUUCACACUUCCCGAUGACCACAUCCUUUUUGCACCAACUACUUUUUCCCAUCUUCUUUGACCUUCUCUCUCUCUCUCUCUUUUCUUCGAGUAAGAAAAUAUCACGAAGUUGAAACGAAAACAUUCUAGUGUGCUCACGCGGGAAUUUUGGGGGGGAUGGUGGACAUGUGUGUGUCUUGUUUCUUUAUGUGUGCCGUAUCAAACAACCUGGUUCUUUCACUUAUAUUACUUCACGUUUGUUUGUUUUUUCUCUUUUUUUAUAAAUUUAUAUAUCUGGUCGAGAAGAGAAAUGUGGGGGAUAACACUAAACAAAAAAGCAAACAGCAACAACAUUAUUAUUGUAUGUUUCAUUACACUAGUC